AUGCCUUUGAUUGCUGUGUGCCCCACUCUACCCCCAACAGGUUCUGUGAUGUUGGACUGGAGGUUAUCAUGUCUUCUUCUGCAGGCAGCUGCUUUGCUGCUGCUCAGCAAGGGGGAGAGGAUGUGCCCCGCGAGUUGUCGCUGCGAAGGAAAGAUUGUUUAUUGCGAGUCUGGCAUCUUCCAAGACAUCCCGGAAAAUAUCACCACAGGAUGCCAAGGUUUGUCUCUGCGCUAUAACAGCCUGCUGGUUCUGUUGCCAUACCAGUUCGCUCACCUCAAUCAGCUUAUCUGGCUUUACUUGGACCACAACUCCAUCAAAGACAUAGAUGCUUUAGCUUUUCAUGGUGUGCGCAGGCUCAAAGAACUCAUCCUCAGCUCCAACAAAAUAACUCAUCUGCACAAUAACACGUUCAGCGCUAUCCCAAACCUGCGGAAUCUGGACUUAUCCUACAAUCAGCUGCAGUCUCUGCAGCCAGGACAUUUUUAUGGUCUGCGCAAGCUGCAGAAUCUCCACCUCCGAUCUAAUGGCCUGAGACAAAUCUUCAUUCGUACGUUUCUGGAGUGCCGCAGCCUGGAGUUUCUGGACUUGGGUUACAACCGCUUGCGGAGCCUCACCCGCACAACGUUCUUAGGGCUGUUCAAACUGAAAGAACUUCAUUUAGAGCACAAUCAAUUUUCCAGGAUUAAUUUCUUCAUUUUCCCACGUCUUACCAACCUCCAGGCUCUUUAUUUGCAGUGGAACCGCAUACGAUCCAUUAAUCAAGGCGUGCCUUGGACCUGGCACAAACUACAGAAAUUGGACCUGUCAGGGAAUGAAAUCCAAAUCCUGGACCCAGCAGUUUUCCAGUGUAUGCCGAACUUACAAAUACUCAACCUUGAAUCGAACAAGCUGAGUAGUGUGCCUGUGGAAGCCGUGGCGGCGUGGACCUCACUGACCACUGUCAGCCUGGCAGGUAACUCUUGGGACUGCAGCCCCAGCAUCUGCCCUCUUAUGGGAUGGCUCAGAAACAUCAGAGACUCCAAAGACAUCAGUAUGAUCUGCAGCAGUCCCAAGUCUGUGCAGGGUGAAAGAGUCGUGGAUGUGGUGAAGAAUCACUCGACAUGUGUGGACAUGUCAAAUGUUUUCUCAACCACUGCUCUUAUUGUUUUGACUUCCAACCAAUUUGUGAACAUCACAACUCAACUCUCUCCCUUUGGUGUUACAGACCCUGGCAUUGAGUCACCCAUUCAGACAUUGACCCCUUCGCCUGGCCGUCCAAGUGGGACUGACAGAAAGACAACUGAGUCCAUAAACAUGAGCUCCACAUCACCCAUCUCCCCUGAACACCCUACAUCGUUUAUCCCAGAACUACAGUUUGAACAUAUGGCUUUCCAUAAAAUCAUUGCAGGCAGCGUAGCCCUGUUCCUGUCAGUGUCAUUGAUCCUUCUGGUUAUUUAUGUCUCGUGGAGGCGCUACCCCAACACCAUGAGGCAGCUGCAGCAGCACUCAGUCAACCAUAAGCGCAGGAAAAAGGCCCGUAAGCAGGAGCAGGACCUUAACUCUCAGUUGCAAGAGUAUUACCUGAGCUACCAUUCAAACUCAGAGACAAUGGACUCUUUGGUGACUGAGACGAGGCCGUGCACGUGCACCAUAUCAGGAUCCAUCGAAUGUGAGGUCUGAGCUGCCAACUCCACCUUACGAGACUAAAAGUGCAAUUGCUAAGCAGAGGUAAAUGGUUUUUCCACAAGAUUAAGUGCUUUUAUCUCUAAUGUGAGAUGAUAGAUUCUGCAGCACUGAAGGAAAUUCUUGGGGGCAUAGUACAAUAUCAUUAUGUGCACAGAAAAGAAGACUGGAACGGAGAGAUAUAUUUGGAGCUAAUUAUCACCCUGACUGACAUGAGAACAGUGGCGGGGUCAGCCAGUUUAGCUGUAUAUGAUCUAACAUAACGCCUGGACCUCUGCUACAGUAGAAGUCAGCGCUGUAGAGAGACUGACCUUAUUCUUAGUCAAACUAUAUCGCCAUAGAACAUACGAAACCAACAAAGCCACUUUUUACUUGCUAGUUUUUUAUUUUCAUUACGUAGCUUGUGAAGCAUUUAGGAUGUGUGUGUGUGUGUGUGUGUGCAUCUUUGAGUUUUUGUUUGUGUGUGUGAGAGUGUGUUAUGGGGAUGAGCUGAUAGUCUCCUGGUUUACUGACGUCUGGUUGGAAGAGUUACAGUGUUGCACCUUGUUCUCACAAGAUAUUAUUUGUCCAGUUAAACGGUUCUGCAUUUGGCAUACCAAUGCAGCAACUAGAAGUAGCAGUUCAUCAAAAUGUGGGGGAACAAUCGCUAAGAGAGAGCAUCUUGUCCUGAGAUCUUUUGCAUGAAUCCACUCUCCUUACUGAAGAUGCUCCUCUCUCUUAUUAAAUGAUCAGUUCUAAUUGAUGAUAAAGUUGCAUUUUGGUUCAUUGUGGCAAACAAACUAACUAUAUUUAAGUCUAAUCUCAGGACUGGUA
Molecule: messenger RNA, 2475 nt
Organism: Epinephelus moara (kelp grouper)
Lineage: Eukaryota; Metazoa; Chordata; Actinopteri; Perciformes; Serranidae
Gene: lrrtm4l2
Product: leucine rich repeat transmembrane neuronal 4 like 2
Exons: 1
Coding region: 1-1659 (552 amino acids)
Molecular function (GO): protein binding
Source: RefSeq, a predicted model, not a curated record